AUGGCAACCUUUCGCCGCUUCCGUCCUGACGAUGUCAACAAGUUCUCUAAAUGCAACCUCGAUCCUUUGACCGAGACGUAUGAGCUGGCCUUUUACCUCCAGUACCAUGCCAAAUGGCCAGCCAUGUUCCAGGUGUGCGAGGACAUGAACGGCAAUAUCAUCGGCUACAUCAUGGGCAAGCUGGAGUCAUCGCCCGACGUCUACAAAUAUUCCGAACACUACCUUCCCUGGCAUGCCCACAUCACCGCUCUGACCGUUGCGCCAGAAGCGCGAAGACUGGGUAUCGGCAAGAUUCUCUCCGAACAGCUAGAAGCCGCAGCCGACGCCAACGAUGCCUGGUUCGUUGACCUCUUUGUUCGCACGAGCAAUCACAAGGCAAUUACAUUCUACAAGAGCAUGGGCUACAGCGUCUUCCGCGUGGUGAAAGAUUACUAUGGCGACCAUGCUACAGACCCUACCCGAGACGGCGAGGAUGCUUAUGACAUGAGGAAGCCAAUGAAGAGGGACGUCAAGCUCGAGCAUAUUAGAGACGAUGGGGAGAAGCACGAGGUUGACCCAUCUGAUGUCUGGUGA
Colletotrichum abscissum is the source of this 573-nucleotide messenger RNA. RefSeq names its product acetyltransferase. The coding region runs from base 1 to 573 and encodes 190 amino acids. NCBI's taxonomy places the organism in Eukaryota, Fungi, Ascomycota, Sordariomycetes, Glomerellales, Glomerellaceae. Gene Ontology annotation, biological process: N-terminal peptidyl-methionine acetylation. The record is from RefSeq and is a predicted model, not a curated record. Gene Ontology annotation, cellular component: NatB complex. Gene Ontology annotation, molecular function: protein-N-terminal amino-acid acetyltransferase activity. The transcript has 2 exons.